This is a messenger RNA of Linderina pennispora, 453 nucleotides long. RefSeq names its product ribonuclease H-like protein. The transcript has a single exon. Gene Ontology annotation, biological process: DNA replication, removal of RNA primer. The record is from RefSeq and is a predicted model, not a curated record. The annotation marks the transcript as partial. Lineage: Eukaryota; Fungi; Kickxellomycota; Kickxellomycetes; Kickxellales; Kickxellaceae. Gene Ontology annotation, molecular function: nucleic acid binding; RNA-DNA hybrid ribonuclease activity.
AAGCCCGACGAUCGGCGGCUGAUCGCCUACGCCGACGGCGCAUAUUUGCCGGACCGCGGGUCGGCUGGCAUCGGCGUGUACUUUGAGAAUGCCGGUCUGGCGCCGAUUGCAAAGCGGCUGCGCGGCCACCAGUCGAAUGCCAGGGCAGAGGUCUAUGCGCUGGUUACGGCGCUAGAGCAGAUGGCACUGGCGGUGCAGGAUUCCGAGGGCGUCGAGAUCUGGGUGUGCUCGGACAGCAGGUAUGCUGUGGACGGCAUCAACGUUCAUGCGGAGGCCUGGCGGCAGGCGCAGUGGAAGACGGCCAAGGGCAGGCCGGUGGCGAACCGCACCGCAUUCGUGCUGCUGCACCAGAGCAUGGCGCGCCUGGGGAGCCGCGGCCACACUGUGUUUGUGCACCAUUUGCCGGCCCAUGCGGGGAUCCGCGGCAACGAAAUCGCUGAUAUGCUGGCCAAG